AUGGCCGAUGUUAAGAGCAAAUUUGAGUCUGCGAGGGAAUGGAUUGUCGAUCACAAGCUUAAAGCUGUUGGAUGCCUAUGGCUCGGUGGAGUUGCUGGUUCAAUUGCUUAUAAUUGGUCUCAACCCAAUAUGAAAACAAGUGUCAGGCUUAUUCAUUGUACUUAG
Molecule: messenger RNA, 165 nt
Organism: Mercurialis annua (annual mercury)
Lineage: Eukaryota; Viridiplantae; Streptophyta; Magnoliopsida; Malpighiales; Euphorbiaceae
Exons: 2
Coding region: 1-165 (54 amino acids)
Biological process (GO): mitochondrial respiratory chain complex IV assembly
Cellular component (GO): mitochondrial inner membrane
Source: RefSeq, a predicted model, not a curated record